GACGCGGACGAGGGAAAGUGGAAACCAAACGAAGAAGCCGAAGCCUGAAAGUGCUGAAUAUGGCAGGUCCUGGCGGUUCAUCCGUUCCGUCCCCAGCUCCUCCCCCUCCCAAGAUACUCCUAGCCAAGCCUGGCCUUGUCACCGGUGGCGCUCCUGCAGGCAAAUUUGGACGCAACAGCGGCGGCGAUGAAGAAGCUGCCUCCCUUCGUUCCCGCGUGCUACCUUCCCUCAAUCUCCUCUCCGAUUCAUGGGACUUCCACAUCGAUCGCUUUCUCCCCUUUCUGACGGAGAACACCGAUUUCACUGUGGUCGGGGUGAUAGGUCCACCGGGGGCCGGCAAGUCCACCAUCAUGAAUGAGCUUUAUGGCUUCGACGGCGCCUCACCUGGGACGUUGCCACCGUUUGCUGUGCAGUCUGAAGAUACAAGAGCAAUGGCAAAGCACUGUACUACUGGCAUUGAGCCGAGAGUUUCUGCUGAGCGCCUUAUUCUUCUCGAUACUCAGCCAGUUUUUAGUCCUUCAAUAUUGGCUGAGAUGAUGAAGCCAGAUGGUUCAUCCACCAUUCCAGUUUUAGGUGGUGAACCUCUGUUUGCAGAGUUGGCUCAUGAGCUCAUGGCAAUUCAGCUUGGCGUUCUACUGUUGUCCAUUUGCCACAUCGUGUUGGUUGUAUCAGAGGGAGUUCAUGAGAGCAGCGUGUGGCAUUUAAUGGCAGCGGUUGACAUGUUGAAACAUGGUAUUCCUGACCCAUCAUCACAUGUAUCUUCCCAAUUCCAGAGCACUAAUCUGGUGUUUGAGAAUGAUAAAGUUUUGGGAGGUGAAGAAUACAUGGCAGCUCCAAUUUUUGUGCACACAAAGUUGCAGGAUCAAGAGAUGAAUCCAUGCAAUGUUUUGAAAGUUGGGGAAGCUCUUUCACGACAUUGCAGCUCAUCGUCAUUCAUGAGGGUAAAAGGUAGCAAGGCAGCAAAUCUUCCAAGGGGUGAGGACAUAAAAUCAGAGUCAACACUGGCCAAUUUGUUUUUGAUUCCUCUCAAGAACAAGGAUGACUCCUCGGGAUCUCCAUACGAAAGCUAUGUUUCUGCUCUAUGGAAGCUGAGGGAUCAGGUUUUAUCAAUGAGUGGCCCCUCCUUUUCCAGGACUGUAUCAGAACGGGAUUGGUUGAGAAAUUCUGCGAAGAUAUGGGAGUUAGUGAAGAAUUCUCCAGUUAUCGCCGAGUAUUGCAGGAUGCUACAAACUGUGGGUAUUUUUAGGAGGUAGCUGCAGCUCCUUGAAUAGCUGAUAUCAGAGAAUGAGUAAUGCGGGCAUUUUUAGGAGGUAGCUGCAGCUCUUUGCAUAGCUGAUAUCAGAGAAUGAGAGUUGAGACUGAAAAUGCAUCCUCGGGCCCGCAUUUCAGAAUAAGUCCGGCCUUUCAUAUGGCUGAUGCUGUUUUAAAAUGUUCUUCCGUGCCUGGUGUUUUCUGGGUUAGGUGAUAGUCGUUUUAUUUUAAUUUACCGUCUUAUUGCCUGCAAGGGAGGAACCUCUUGAGAGUGCGACUCGGACGUUUACUUCCCUA
This is a messenger RNA of Punica granatum (pomegranate), 1548 nucleotides long. The record is from RefSeq and is a predicted model, not a curated record. Lineage: Eukaryota; Viridiplantae; Streptophyta; Magnoliopsida; Myrtales; Lythraceae.